ACCAAGUCCUCACGCUCCUCAUCAUCCUCAUCCUCCUUCGUCCACGCGCCCACAACAACAACCCUCGUCUGGCUCGCCAUCUCCCUCCCCCUCGUCGUCUGGGACACGGGCUACGUCCUCCUCCGCCCCCACUCCAUGCCCGGCGGCUCCCUCCACUACCCCCUCUGGGCCCCCUACAAGCUCUACGGCGAGGUCGACCACAUCUACGGCUGGAAGGCCUUCCGCGCCGGCAACGGCUUCACCAGCGCCCAGGGCCUGCUCAACGCCGUCGAGACCCUGCUCUACCUCUGGUACGUCGGCGCCUGGUACUUUGCCGGGAAGCGCUCCUCCUCGGCGGCUGGUUACAAGGUCGUCGGCGGGAGGACCGGUGCCAGGGCCACGCUCGUGGGCUUCAGCGCUGCCGUCAUGACGCUCAGCAAGACGAUUCUGUAUUGGGCAAACGAGUACUACAGUGGCUUCGACAACAUCGGCCACAACACCCUCGAGGACCUCAUCCUGCUCUGGAUCAUUCCCAACGGCGCCUGGCUCGUCGGCUCGGCCUACAUGAUCUGGUCCAUCGGCGGCGACCUCGUC
Messenger RNA from Trichoderma citrinoviride, 573 nucleotides. RefSeq lists its product as hypothetical. The annotation marks the transcript as partial. The record is from RefSeq and is a predicted model, not a curated record. The transcript is spliced from 3 exons. NCBI's taxonomy places the organism in Eukaryota, Fungi, Ascomycota, Sordariomycetes, Hypocreales, Hypocreaceae.